GGCGGCUCCGCGCUCCGCUGCCCCCGCGGCGGCUGCUGCUGCGGCUGCUGCUGCUUCUGCGGCUCCUGCUGCCGCCGCCGCCGCUUAGCCUCGGGCAGCUGCAUCCUCGGGCCGGCCGGGUCCACGCCCCACGCCCCGCCCGGCCCCGCCAUGGUGUCCUGGAUCAUCUCUCGCCUGGUGGUGCUCAUCUUUGGCACCCUGUACCCAGCCUACUCUUCCUACAAGGCCGUGAAGACAAAAAACGUAAAGGAAUAUGUGAAAUGGAUGAUGUACUGGAUCGUCUUUGCCUUCUUUACCACAGCUGAGACCCUCACAGAUAUCGUGCUCUCCUGGUUCCCUUUCUACUUUGAGCUCAAGAUUGCCUUUGUGAUCUGGCUGCUGUCCCCUUACACCAAGGGCUCCAGCGUGCUCUACCGCAAGUUCGUGCACCCGACCCUGUCCAACAAGGAGAAGGAGAUUGAUGAGUACAUCACACAGGCCAGAGACAAGAGCUACGAGACCAUGAUGAGGGUGGGCAAGAGGGGCCUGAACCUGGCCGCUAAUGCGGCAGUCACAGCUGCAGCCAAGGGCCAGGGGGUGCUGUCAGAGAAACUCCGAAGCUUCAGCAUGCAGGACCUGACCCUGAUCCGGGACGAGGAUGCGCUGCCCUUGCAGGGGCCUGAAGGCCGCCUCCGACCCAGCCCCAGCAGCCUGUUGGACACCAUUGAGGACUUAGGAGAUGACCCUGCCCUGAGUUUAAGGGCUAGCACAAACCAAGCAGAUCCCCGGACAGAGACCCCUGAGGAUGACAUGGGAGACAAGGCCCCUAAGAAAGUCAAAUCUAUCAAAAAAGUGCCCAAAGCUGAGCCUGUAGCUUCCAAGACGCUGAAGACCCGGCCCAAAAAGAAGAUCUCUGGCGGAGGCGACUCAGCUUGAGGUCCCAAAACAGCCCCCUCCCAGCCUGCAGUGAGGAGGAAGCCUCUAGAAGGGCCUCAGCCCCAGCCCCUGCUCCACACUGUACCAGUAGCCCAGGUGUCUCAAGCCCCAGGGCCCCUCAAAUGGCUGUUUCCAAUGUCUGCCCAGACCCUCUCCACUGGAAGGGCUUGGAAAAGAGAGAAGCCCUGCUGUGGGGUUGAGGGUACAGCCUGGACCAGGAACUGAGACUGAGCUUCCCAGGGGAGUGGAGGCUCCUCAGAGCCUGAACUGCUGUUCUCCCACUCCAGCCCCCACCCACCCAGUGCCUUGCUGAAGACCAUGGCCAUCCCCUUCUGUGAGGUCCUGACGUGCCUCCACUGGUCUACCUGGGUUGGGGGGGCAGAGGCAGUCACCACCCAGAUAGACCAGACAUGGGCCUGAAGGCAUCUGGGAAAGAAGGAGCCAGUGUGGGAGGCCUCAGGGAGGCUGGGCAGGGGCUCCAGGCGGCAGCUGUGAAUGGAAGACGGGCUCAGUGUGUGCUCAAGUGACCAGGACCUGGAGGCCAGAGCUGCAGCUCGGGGCAUUGGGUAGGGCUGUGUGCUACAUGUCCUCUUUAAACAGGCAGGGUUCUAGGGGUGUGCGAGAGAGAGAGAGAGAGAAAGAGAGAGAGAGAGAGAGAGUGUGUGUGUGUGUGUGUGUGUGUGUGUGUGUGUGUGUGUGUGCGUGUUUCUGGGUCAGUCUAGGGCUGGAGGAUUUGAGAUAAAGGACUUUCUCUCCAGGAAUGACCUCCUCCAACCCUUCACAUCACAGCCAACUGGCCCUUUUCCCCCAUCUCAGCACUUCUUAAGUCUUUAGCCCAUAAGUGAGUGAAGGGCCUCUCACCCUCUCUUCUUCCCUUGAUCUCCUUUUACUUCAUCCCAUUCUUGACCAGCCGGAAUCCUCCAUCCCUCAGGACCCACUGUAGAGGCCCCUGCCUAGUCGGCUCUUCUCCUUUUACAAGGGAGUCCCUCCUCCUUUCCCCCAUGGUCCUCUUCCUGUACCAAGCAGACUGGGCCCCAUGUGAGCAGACCCCUGUCAGAGCCCAGCCUUGGCCCCACUCCCUGCCCCAGCUUCUGCCGCGGCUUCAGUCAGGGCCAAGAGGAACAUGUGAGGAAGAAAAAUUCCGGAGCUGGGGGCUCCCUAUUCUGUGGAAAGAGGGUGCCCUUUGGACCUUUGGCACUGGAUGAGCCAAUAAACCAAACUCUGGCACCUCAUUUGUUUUCGUCUCUGUG
Messenger RNA from Talpa occidentalis (Iberian mole), 2165 nucleotides. It is a transcript of the gene REEP2, whose product is annotated as receptor accessory protein 2. Bases 151 to 915 code for a protein of 254 amino acids. Gene Ontology annotation, cellular component: endoplasmic reticulum tubular network; cytoplasmic microtubule; endoplasmic reticulum membrane. Gene Ontology annotation, molecular function: microtubule binding; taste receptor binding. The transcript has 8 exons. Lineage: Eukaryota; Metazoa; Chordata; Mammalia; Eulipotyphla; Talpidae. Gene Ontology annotation, biological process: endoplasmic reticulum tubular network organization. The record is from RefSeq and is a predicted model, not a curated record.